Drosophila busckii is the source of this 1918-nucleotide messenger RNA. RefSeq lists its product as uncharacterized. The record is from RefSeq and is a predicted model, not a curated record. The coding region runs from base 267 to 1823 and encodes 518 amino acids. Lineage: Eukaryota; Metazoa; Arthropoda; Insecta; Diptera; Drosophilidae. The transcript is spliced from 2 exons.
UUAGUUUGCAUAUUUUAUUAUAAAGAUAAAGUUGAAUUGUUUUAUUGUCUGCCUGGUAAUUUUCGCUAUUCAAACCUAACAGUCCGAAAUUCAAAAUAAGCUUUGCUCUGCUAACAGCUGUUAAGUCAGCUGCUUAGCCCCAAAAUGCAAGCCUGUAUGCGUGUAUGUGUGUGCGUGUAAACGCAUCUAUUUGGCUGUAUGUGUUUUGCUUCUAUAUGUGAGUAGACAGUGUGUGUGUGUUGUUUUUUCUCGGCGGCUUUGGAGCAAUGAGCAGCGGCAUCAAAGGCUGCAAACGCGUCCAUCAAAUCGAAGUUGAGCAACUUGCGGACGCGGCAGAGGUGCAGCACAGUCUGCUGCUAAUCAAGGGACGUCUGCAGCCGAACUGUGCGAGCGCCAAACAGCUGAAAGCGACGCUCACGCUACGCGAGACAGAGCAGGAGCAACUGACGCAGCUCUCGUCUGGGAGCGAAUUCAAGUUGCUCUUUGACUUGGCCGCCGAUGAAGAUAUCGCAGCAGAGCGCUGUCGCUUGCAACUGCGCUGCUGCAGCGGCGAAUUGACCCUCUGCUUCAGCUAUCAGCCGCGACGCAGCGCGUAUCGUGUGCAACCGUUAUAUAUAGUCUGCCAGCAGGAGCAGCAGACUGAGCUGGAGACUGAGCAGCAGCAGCAGCUGGAGCGCUGUGCAUUGAUCGAUCUCAAUUUGCGUCUGGUGCAGUGCAUCUAUGCGCAUAAGCUAGCCGCCGCCGGCUACGAGAAUCGCACGUUUACACUCAACGGCGGCUGUCAGGUGUUCCAGUCGACGCUCAGCUGCGCCGAGGCACGCGCCAGCGGCGAGGACGAGCUUUGGCAGCGCUUUGCCAGCGAUAUACUCGCCAGCGACGCCUGGGGACAGCAGCUGCAUCUGAAGUUUGUUGCCUUCAUUGGCUGCACGCGCUACGACGGCGCCUCAGUUGCGGCCAGCGCGGAUUACUCCUACGCCAAUAUACGAAAGCAUUUGCAAGCGCACGCAGCUUUGGGCGGCGGCGGAUUAGCGCUCUUCGGCAGCGCCCACUUCUAUGCGUGGCCGCAGCGCUUUGCGCAGAUUGGCGACUGCAUACGGAAUACGACGCGCGUGGAUGUGGCACGUCUGCCAGACGAGAGCAACUAUCGGCGCACCUACGGCGGCGUCUAUGCCAGCACGCUGGGCGCCGUCUGUCACGAGCUGGGCCACUGCUUCGAUCUGGGCCACACGCUGGACGGUGUCAUGGGCCAGGGUUUUGACUUUCUAAAUCGCGUGCUUACCGUUGAUCAGCCCACAGAGCAUUUGCCGCAACGCAUUGUGGACAUCGCUAGCGCCACAGCGACGGCGACAGUCACAGCCACAGCCACGUCCUCCUCCAGCGCUGUGGCACGACCACGCUUCACCAAGCUAAAGCUGCAUAAGCAGGCUGCUUCCAAUCAGCUGCUGGACAAUUAUCACGCCCAGCGUCUGCACGAUAGUUUCUACUUUACACACAACUGUGCCGUUAUUCUUGCCCAGCAUCGCUGGCUGCGACCCAAUCUCAGCGAGGAGAAGCUGUUGCCCGCUGUCAUAGAGCUGCUGCCGGAUAGCACAGAGAUUGUGUCGAACGUGCCGCUGCGUCUCGUCGAGCUGCGCUGCAAUCUCAACAGCCUGGUGGCUCACUACGAGGAGUUGAAGCGGGAAACACUGCGCUAUCAGUUGCCCGCUGCUCUCUGGCAUCUGCUAGCCGUGGAGCGCAGCCACUACGCAUUUGUGCUUACCACGCAGGGCGACACCAAGCGUCUGGCCUGCGACUCGUCCGCAUCUUCCACAAAGUCCAAUUAGAACUAACAGCUUUAGACUUUAGACGCGCAACAACAGCUCAAGCCAAACAGCGCUGCCAGCAAUAGUUACAACAAUUAUAAGUAAUAACAACAACA